AUGGACUUCCAGGAUGCUUUAAGCGACAUUGUGUACGGGUCUGUAGCUGGCGCUGCAGGUAAACUUAUAGAGUACCCGCUGGACACCGUAAAAGUUCGUAUGCAGACGCAGCCGGCACACAUCUUUCCGACAAGCUGGUCUUGCAUCAAGUAUACAUAUGCCAAGGAAGGUCUGUGGAAAGGAUUCUACCAGGGUCUUGGAUCGCCGGUAGCUGGAGCGGCAUUGGAAAACGCGGUUCUGUUCGUUGCAUUCAACAGAGCCCAGAAUUACUUGAAAACCCAUCACCACGAAUCACUGUCGCCUCUGUCGCAGACAGUUUGGGCUGGUGCCUUUGCUGGUGCUUGCGUCAGCUACGUGUUGACGCCCGUCGAGUUGGUUAAAUGCACUUUGCAAGUUGCGAAUCUCUCCGAAUCCAAAACCCGGCAUUCCAAAAUCGGACCCACCAUAAAGCAUAUUAUCGAAACCAGAGGUAUCAAGGGACUCUGGCAAGGUCAGUCUAGUACUUUUAUUCGCGAGUGUGCUGGUGGAGCAGUGUGGUUCACCACUUACGAAACUCUCAAACACUACUUUGCGCAUCGCCGUGGUGAGAACAACACUGAAAACCACACUUGGGAACUAUUAGCCGCAGGCGCCUCUGCAGGUGUAGCGUUUAAUGCCAGUGUUUUCCCAGCCGAUACAAUCAAAUCUACAGCGCAAACCGAACACCUGGGGAUUGUCGAUGCUACGAAACGCAUCUUAGCCCGCAACGGUCCUGCAGGUUUGUAUCGUGGGCUUGGUGUGACACUUUUAAGAGCAGCUCCGGCAAACGCAGUAGUCUUUUACACUUACGAAACGUUGUCAAAAUUAUAG
This is a messenger RNA of Lachancea nothofagi CBS 11611, 849 nucleotides long. NCBI's taxonomy places the organism in Eukaryota, Fungi, Ascomycota, Saccharomycetes, Saccharomycetales, Saccharomycetaceae. The record is from the annotation of a GenBank genome assembly.